Messenger RNA from Cydia amplana, 2066 nucleotides. RefSeq names its product mitochondrial DNA helicase (gene mtDNA-helicase). The coding region runs from base 90 to 2066 and encodes 658 amino acids. Gene Ontology annotation, biological process: mitochondrial DNA replication. NCBI's taxonomy places the organism in Eukaryota, Metazoa, Arthropoda, Insecta, Lepidoptera, Tortricidae. The record is from RefSeq and is a predicted model, not a curated record. The transcript is spliced from 9 exons. Gene Ontology annotation, cellular component: mitochondrion. Gene Ontology annotation, molecular function: ATP hydrolysis activity; single-stranded DNA binding; ATP binding.
UAGGUUAUGUUUUCAUGUUUUGAUCAAUGCAAUCAACUCGCUUUACAAAGUAAACCUUUACUAGUAGUUAAACUUGUUGCUACUUAAAAAUGUUGAAUUCUCGGAGGAUAAUUAAUUACUGUUAUUCAAAAUCGAUAUUAAAUGCUAUUAAUAAUUCUCAUGGAAAACGUACAUUUCAUAGUGUCGAGUUAAAUGAUAUUCCUAAGAUAACUGUGACGGAUAUUCGAAAGUUAUUGAGGCAAAAAGGGUUUCCUGUACAAGAUGGCUUUACGUCUCUUACAACUAAAUGUACAAUAUGUGCCGGCCAGAGUACGUGUGGCGAGAGUAAAGUAUACAUUAAUAAGAUCACUGGAUAUUUUGUAUGCCCCUCGUGUAACGUGCACGGCAGCUGGAGCGUGCUAGAGAAGCACGUGCGGAAGUGUAAGACGGCCCAGGCCCCGCGGGAGCACAUUGACCGGUGCCUGCAACAGAAUGCUCGUUUCCAGUUGGACUGGCAACAACGCGUUAGUGAAACGACGUCUUUAGCUGACCUGGCUGUACCACAACUAGAGGACUUAUCCAACUUGUUUGAAUUUACUACAUCUUUAACAAACUGCAAUGCCGGCAAGGUUUUGUCACACGUCAGAGUGUCUGAAGACCGGACUACACUAUAUUUUCCUUUAAGAAACUCUAUGGACAAUGUUGUGGGUUAUCGUAAAAUGCAGGCCGGCAAGGAAGAGGAAGAUGAAAUUCAUGGCUUAGCUUCUGCUGGCCUGUUCUGGUGCAGACCUACUAAAGUGAGCCGCGGUGAUCAAGCAGUAAUAGUUACUAGCAUUAAUGACAUCUUGCAUUUAUCUGCUCAAAAGGUGCCAGGCACACAUAUAUGGUUGAACAGCAGUAGCCUGCCUCCAACAUUGCUUCCAGUCCUUGAAGGCUACCAAAAGCUCUGUCUUUGGGGAGACUGGGAGAACAUGCGGGACAUUGCUACCAAGUUAGGUGAAGACAGGUGCCGUUUUGUAAGGCCGACAGACGGACUGGUGACCGCGUCGGAGGCGGCGCGGGCGCACCUUUCGCUGCGCGCGCUGGUGGCCGACGCCAAACCCGCAGCGCACCGCGCCAUCACCACCUUCGCCGCGCUCCGGGACGAUGUCUAUGCCGAGCUCUCCAACAUCGACAAGGUGCGCGGCGUGAAGUGGCGGCGGUUUCCGGCGCUGACGCGGCUGCUGGGCGGGCACCGGCGCGGCGAGCUCACCGUGCUCACCGGCCCCACGGGCUGCGGCAAGACCACCCUCUGCGCAGAGAUGUCGCUCGACCUCGCGCAGCAGGGGGUGACGACAUUGUGGGGCAGCUUCGAGAUCCGCAACUCGCGGCUGGCGCGCACCAUGCUGCACCAGUUCGCGGGCGUGCCGCUCGAGCACAACCUCGACCGCUUCCCCGCCUUCGCCGACGACUUCCAGAAGCUGCCCAUCUACUACCUGGCCUUCCACGGCCAGCAGCCCAUCAAGGUUGUUAUGGAGGCAGUGGAGCACGCGCGCUAUAUGCACGACAUCAGCCACGUGGUGGUGGACAACGUGCAGUUCAUGCUGGGCGUGGGCGAGGCCGAGGGCGACCGCUACGCGCGCCAGGACGCCGUCGUGGCCGCCUUCCGCACCUUCGCCACCGCGCGACACACGCACGUCACGCUCGUCAUGCACCCCAGAAAGGAACGGGAAUCGGAAGAUCUUUCUACUAGUUCAAUAUUUGGUAGCGCCAAGGCGUCUCAAGAGGCAGACAAUGUUCUUAUUAUUCAGGACAAACGUUUAACAGCAGUGCGCGGCAAAAAAUACCUUCAAGUCGCAAAAAAUCGGUACAGCGGCGACCUUGGCAUCGUACCGCUGGAGUUCGACAAGGACGCGCUCAGUUACCAGGCCAAGAAGAAGAGCCAGGCCAAGUCGGACGAGCCCGAUGCACUGCUCCAGCAGUGCUUCGACGAGUUAGCGGUGGAGCCGCGAGGCGGAGCGGUGCAACCGCGAGGCGGAGCGGCCCGACCUUAUCAGCCCGUCGACUCCUACUUGAGCGACAUUCUUAACCUCAAUAGGACACGAUAG